AAAAACGCGGGAAAUACAGUCCUGAGAAGCAGCCGAAAGAAGACAGACGUGUUUACUGCGCUCUGCACAUUUUCUACUGUUUUCCGGCGAAUUGUAUCCCUUUAGACCAACAUGGUGCGAACAAAAGGUAGCAACAGUGGUACAAAAGCUGUGGCAGCAAAAGCACCCAGGAAAGCUCUUGUCUCAGCACCGAGCAGUAACUUCACUCCGGGAUCUCCUGCAGGUAGUGGUGCGAGUUCCAAGUAUGCAGGUGGGAACCCCGUCUGUCCCAGACCGACCCCUGCAUGGCAGAAAGGUAUCGGGAACUUCUUCAACCAGGGAGGCAGCAAGGAGAACAGAACACCACAGGAGAAGGACCAGGGCACCGGCUCCAGCUCAAGUGCUAGCAACUGUGUGGCAGAUAUGGACGAAGGCAUCACCGAGGAAGACUAAAAACAUGGGGACGGUUGUUCAGAUAUCUGCUCCGAUAUUAAUUAAUGCAUCUAACCUGGCAGCUAAGUGCCUGUAUAAGAUUGGUGCUCCUCAUUUCCUAUGGCUGUUUUAUAUUCUUUAAAAUGAUAAAUUAGGUUUAAAGGAGUGGAAAAGCUACCAGAAAAAACACUACAACCACUACCUACAAAUGUAUUGUAAUUUGUGAAAAGCUUUAUUAACCUGGUGGUCCUGAUGGUGGAUAUUGUAGUGAUUUGAUUCCUCAAAGUAUUGAAUGAACAGGGCAUUUUAUGACUUAUAUCACCUUUACUGAUUGUGAAAAAGCAGGCUGGAUUGAAUAUACCCAGUAUACAUGUAUCUACACAUUGAAUUGUCUGCAUCACUUCUUGUGUAUCUCCAGUUAGUUAGAAGUACUUUGGACAGUUUGGGAAUUAUUUAGCAUUUCUAAAGUAAGGUCCAGUCAUAGAAUUAUGUUAGAUUAAAUUGUAUUGCAGACAUGUUGACAUGUGUAGAAGAAAGACCAGCAUUGUAAUAUGAAAUUGGGGCUACCUGUACUAUUGUUCUUUUGUCUCCCAAUUAAGAAGAUUAAUUUCAACUGUAGUUUGCAACUGUCUUUUAGAACAGGAAUAAAAGACUUGUACAAAGGAA
Messenger RNA from Branchiostoma belcheri (Belcher's lancelet), 1077 nucleotides. RefSeq names its product PCNA-associated factor-like. The record is from RefSeq and is a predicted model, not a curated record. Lineage: Eukaryota; Metazoa; Chordata; Leptocardii; Amphioxiformes; Branchiostomatidae. The coding region runs from base 112 to 432 and encodes 106 amino acids. Gene Ontology annotation, molecular function: chromatin binding. The transcript has 4 exons. Gene Ontology annotation, biological process: translesion synthesis; regulation of cell cycle. Gene Ontology annotation, cellular component: nucleus.